Molecule: messenger RNA, 777 nt
Organism: Striga asiatica
Lineage: Eukaryota; Viridiplantae; Streptophyta; Magnoliopsida; Lamiales; Orobanchaceae
Source: the annotation of a GenBank genome assembly
AUGCUGCUAGGAUUUGAACCUGGUACCUCAUGGAAGCAAGACAAGCAAUGCAACCACUACACCACUCAAGACCUACAACCAGGAGAUAAAGGGCUUGACUGGGCAGCCAGAAAACGCAUAGCUUUUGCUACUGCUCAUGGCCUUGAGUACUUGCACGAGCAUUGCAAUCCUAAGAUUAUUCACCGUGACAUGAAGGCCGCCAACAUUCUCCUUAAUGAAGACUUUGAACCUGUCCUUGGUGAUUUUGGGUUGGCAAAAGUAAUGGACACAAAAACAACUCAUGUCACGACUCAAGUACGCGGGACCAUGGGUCACAUUGCUCCCGAGUACUUGUCCACUGGCAACUCGUCCGAAAAGACAGAUGUGUUUGGUUACGGCAUAACUCUUCUUGAGCUUGUGACCGGCCAACGAGCAAUAGAUUUCUCUCGGCUUCAAGAUGAAGAGGAUGUUGUGUUGCUUGACCAUAUCAAAAAGUUACUAAGAGCAAAACGGGUAGUUGAUAUUGUGGAUGAGAAGUUACAAAGUUUCGAGGGCAGAGAAGUGGAGAUGAUUCUCCAAGUAGCAAUGCUUUGCACCCAAAGCUUUCCCGAAGACCGUCCGAGGAUGAGAGAGGUGGUGAGAAUGUUGCAUGGGAUUGGCUUGGAACAGAGGUGGGCUGAGUGGAAACAACUUGAGGAAUUAAGGCAUCAACACCAUUUUUCCCAAAACUUCUUCAUUUGGGUUGAGGACUCUACUCUUGACCAACAAGAUGCUACACAAUUGUCACAACCCAGAUGA